Messenger RNA from Trypanosoma cruzi, 681 nucleotides. RefSeq lists its product as uncharacterized. Bases 1 to 681 code for a protein of 226 amino acids. The record is from RefSeq and is a predicted model, not a curated record. The transcript has a single exon. Gene Ontology annotation, cellular component: recycling endosome membrane; trans-Golgi network membrane. Gene Ontology annotation, biological process: protein transport. Lineage: Eukaryota; Euglenozoa; Kinetoplastea; Trypanosomatida; Trypanosomatidae.
AUGCUCGAAGCAAACUCGUAUUCGGCGCCGCCAAGCCUCACAUUAGCGAUGGUGGAGGCGAAGGAAAAGGAGCUGGAGGAACGUCGCGAGAGCAUACGUAGACGACAGCGUAGUAUUGCCGCGGAGGUGGGACCACCGCCCAAUUUCCCUCCAGCGUUUUUAUGCAUCAGGCCACAGGUAUACCACAACAUCAAGGAGCAAGUACCCGUGCACUUACAGCGUUUUAUGUAUACUCUGUGCGCGUUGUAUAUAUGCUUAAUUGUAAUGAUUAUUUACAAUAUUGCGUGCGCUUUUGUGAAUUUUUUAAUGGGAGGAAGCACCAUGCAAUUUGCACUUUCUUUCCUGUAUCUUUUGGGAAUUCCCGGUGCAUUUGUUGUGUGGUACUACAAUGUUUACUGCGCGACGAAGGAUUCUUCGCAGUCUAGGAAAUUGCUGUCAUAUUUUGGGCUCCUUGUUGGUUUGAUUUUUGACGUAUGGAUGGCGGUCGGUUUGUCUGGUUUUGGUGGAUGUGGGUGGAUAAUAACACUGGGACUAACACAUAAAGCCCCUGUAUUUAUCCCCUUCUUGAUCUCCUCCAUUCUUUGGUCUCUGCAUGGAGCUAUUUUCUUUAUUAUGCUUUUGCGAUUCUGGCGUUAUCAAUCGCAUAGCGGGGGGUCACGUUAUGUGAGUAAUGAAAUGUAG